AGAAGCAAUAUGGUUUGAUUCGCUGCUGAUCAGACAAUAGCAAAGCUGGCUAACUUCUCCUUUUUUUGGAUUCAUCAUCAUCAUCAUCAUUGAAAUAAGUCUGAUUUCUUUUAUAGAGAGAGGGUAUUAAAUAUAAAUGUACACGCUAGUCACUUAAAUGCUUCAGGGAAAUUACAGCUUUCCUCCAUUUUUAUUUAGAGUUGCACCAGUUUACCAAAUGGCGUCCUUAUCUAGAAAUAAAAUAACAUAUCUAGUGACCUACAUGGGGUGCCAGUAUUUUAUAUUAAAUGGAAUGCUCUUUUAAAGGAAGUAGGCCUUUAAAUCCCGAAUAAUUUGCUUUCUGAUCAGAGUAUAGUGCUCCUGACUAUAAGGCUUUUCUGAUCAGUGAUUCCAUUUUAAAGGUCGGAACUCCCACAGGAAUUGCCAUCAGGAAGUACUAGAAAUACACUAUAGUGGCAAAAGUUUUGGGACACCCCUCCAAAUCAUUGAAUUCAGGGGUUGGGCUCGGCCCCUUAGUUCCAGUGAAAGGAACUCUUAAUGCUUCAGCUUCAUACCAAGACAUUUUGGACAAUUUCAUGCUCCCAACUUUGUGGGAACAGUUUGGGGAUGACCCCUUCCUUUUCCAACAUGACUGCACACCAGUGACCAAAGCAAGGUCCAUAAAGACAUGGAUGAGUGAGUUUGGUGUGGAGGAACUUCACAGAGUCCUGACCUCAACCCCAUAGAACACCUUUAGGAUGAAUUAGAGCGGAGACUGUGAGCCAGACCUUCUCGUCCAACAUCAGUGCCUGACCUCACAAAUGUGCUUCUAGAGGAAUGGUCAAAAAUUCCCAUAAACACACUCCUAAACCUUGUGGAAAGCCUUCCCAGAAGAGUUGAAGCUGUUAUAGCUGCAAAGGGGUGGGGCAACUCCAUAUUACAUUCAUGUGCAUGUAAAGGCAGAUGUCCCAAAACCUUUGGCAAUAUAAUGAUACGAUGAAGGAGGACGACGAUGGAAACAAAAACGAAUCCCUUCAAAUAUUCUCUGGUCCACUGAACAUCUGCCUGAACAUCUGCACCUCUGGAAUUUAGCUCCAAAAACAAAGGAAAAAAAGAACACAAUGGACAGUAAACAGAGGGAGAAGACCAGAAGCGGAUACUUCGGUAACGUCAAGAGCAGGCUGGGCACCAGGCUGCCGCCAGGCUUCACGCAGCCUCCAGGUUUGGUCAGAGGGCCGUGGGACGCCUCGGUGAGCGCUAACGUGGGCCGAGACGCUAUGGACACGGGGCGCCAUCAUAUCCGCAACCCCAAACUCAGACAGUAUUACCUCAAAGAGGCUGCUUUUCCAUCUGACACGUCGACAAGAAAGACGCUGCACUCUGUGGAGGAAUCAAGCAGGAGGGAUGAGCGAGCGGUUCAUCAUGAGGACACAGUGUUCAGUAUAGCCUCUCAGUUUAGUGGCAGAUCAUCAGAUUCGACCUUAAACACACAGAAACUCUCAGCGACGCUCUCUGACCCUCUUACUGAGCCCAAACUGGACGCUGUGACCCCCACGACCCCCGUGUCCCCAUCCACAGACGCCGAGUACGACAAGCUGCUGGACGUGGAGGCGGUGCCAUUGCCUGACGGACAGCUCUGCCUGUUGGCUCUACCCCCAGAGUGCACACAGGGGGCGGAGUCAGCGGGACUGCCGUGUCUCAAGCUGUUCUGUCGCUUCAUCACCGACCGGAAAGGCGUGGUGUCUGGCAUUCUCCUUGUAGCAGCCAAUAAGAUCUUCUUUGACCCGUAUAAGUCCCUCCCUCUGGUGCAGGAGAACGGCUGUGAGGAGUAUCUCUUCUCCUGCCCGGUGGACAAUCUGUCGUCCGUCACCUUCUUCUCCGACAUCUCUCACGUUCACUUCAGCCGGUCCACACAGAGGUGGAAACGUCGUAAGAAAACGUUGAAGGGUAAAAGUUUAAAGGACCAUGUGAGCACACCUCAAUCCAAAAUGGAUGCAGGGUCUGCUCUGGUGUCUGCUGUGACACGUGAGGUGGAAACAGAGGCAUCGGACACGGUGGAGGACGAGGUCGGGGAGAGCAGGGACAUGGCCGAGGUCGAGAGACAGCUGGAGCAGCUCGCGCUGGAGUUCCACACCGGGCAACAUCUGUGUUCAGGAAAGCAGAUCUCAGGACACAGCCGGACCAGCUCCAUGAUGUUUGUGAGGAUGCGUCAGAAACCCCAGCUGAAAAAGGGUCUCGGGAUGCCGGAGAUCGGAAAAGCCAAAACAGUGCCAUGCAGAGACGCCUGGUUCAUCCUGCAACAGGAGAGUUCGGACGAGCUGUACGCCUACCUGAGCCACCACCGGCCGGACCUGUGCAUCCUGGAAGGAGGUGGCGAGGAAGAGGAGGCAGAGCAGGACGAAGACGACUUUGUGAUUCUCAGCGAGGGAGAAGAGGAAGGAGAGGAAGCCGGCAGAGACGGGCGCACCGGAGACGAGUGGGAGAUGGUGUGUGUAGAGGACAGCAGGGUGAAGGAGUCUCUCUCUAUAGACAAAGAACCUGAUGGACUGAGUGACAUUGUGAAGCAGAGCCUCAUACUGAACACACAGCACGUCCGAGAGCUGUCCAGCGAGCUGCCUCCUCGUACCGUGGGUCACUCGUGGAGAUUAACCUAUAGCACCAGCAAACAUGGCGCUAGUCUCAAAACACUCUACAGGAAGCUGAGCGCCUCGGACUCGCCCGUCCUCCUCCUCAUCCGAGACGAGAACGAGCAGGUGUUCGGCGGUUUCCUUUCUCACCCUUUGCACCCGAGUGACAAGUUUUACGGUACAGGAGAGACCUUUCUCUUCCUCCUUCACCCUCGAUUUAAGUGCUUCCGCUGGACAGGUGAAAACUCCUUCUUUAUUAAAGGUGACCUCGACUCCUUUGCCAUCGGCGGCGGAAGUGGACACUUCGGCCUGUGGCUGGACGAGUCUCUGUAUGUGGGGAGGAGCAGCCCGUGUUACACCUUUAACAACUGCAGCCUGUCUGAGAAGAGCGACUUCCGGGUGCUGGAGCUUGAGGCCUGGACCUUCUGGUGAUCUGACAGGUCAUCAGAUCUGAGCUGGAGGUGAUGGAGCAGGAUCGAGAGCAGAAUGGACACUGAUCUUUUAAGGUCUGAGGAGGAAAAGUAAUACUGGAGGAAUUCCAGCUCUGUUGGAUGAAGGAAAACGCUACUGCAUAUGUGCAACGCUAACGCAAAAAAAUAAUAAUGAUAAUGAUUCGCAUUCAAAUCAUUUACAUCGAGGAGCCAUGUGACCGCGACGCAAGGAAAAGACGAUAACCGAUGAAAGAUGUUCAACAAAAUAUUCUCACAUUCACGUCUCUCGAUUUCACCGCUCAGCAUUAAAACCCCCAUGAAACAGCUGCUAGUGUGUAACACUGGUGUGUUUCCUUCUGAAACAGGAAGUGACGUGUUGAACUUUACACACCCACCAGCCAAUAGCAUAAAGGUAAACCAAGUGCAGGACUUCUGGGUCCCGAAAGCAUUAAUCAUUACGAUCGAAGACGACAUAUAUCCGUGACUUGAUGGAAAACGUCCCCAAAAAUUUCCAAAUUCUAAAAUUUAUUUUGUAUUAUUUAUUAUUAAAAAAAUAAACCUCUCCACAUGAGUUUAAUACCAAAAUGUCCAAAAAGACAAGGGGUUCAUUAUUAUUUUAAUUAUUUUCUUUUUAAAUAAUUAAAUAAAAUUCAAAUUGUACACAAUCGUACACAGUACAACCUGCAGUAAAAUGCUUUAUUUUUUAUAAUAAUUCUCAAUUAUUUCUAAUUGUUUGUACAUUAUUGUAAACUGUUAUUAAUAAUAAUAAUUCUCUUUAUUAAUUAUAAUUAAUAUAAAUUCAAUUUAAAUAAAAUAGCUUUAAUUAAUAUUAUAAAUAUGUUUAUUUAAUUUAUUUAUAUUUAUUAAUUCUAUUGAUUAUUAAUAGUAAUAUUAAGAAUCAUUUUCAUUUUCAUAUGAUGUUUGAGAAAUGCCACUAAUUUUUUUUUUAUUAUUAUUUUAUUUUUUAACAUUUGUCAAAUGUAUUUCGGAUGUUUUUUAAUUGAAAAAUCAACGCAACACCAGUAUAUGAGAGUGAGUCUCUAGUCACUAAGAUGCUAGUCAUGCUAGUAAAAAUAUAAAUAAAUACAGAAAAAUGAAUAACUCAUGUCCUUUCUGGACUUCUGGAAUUUGAUGAUUAUGUAAUGUCCAGAAAAUAAUUUGGAAAUCUUACCCUUCGAAAAAUUUGAUCAAAUCUGCAUUUUUUUUUUCCAAACUUACUGUGACAUCGCAAUAUUUCUAUUUAAUCGUCACAUUUCCACACUGAUAAAGCUGUUCUGUUGCCAUGUCUUGUUUUUAUAAAGUACUGUAUUGUUCAUAACACCGAGGAGCUGAUGAACAAAAACCUGUGAAACACCAGAUUUCAUUUAUUUUUUAUUUGAGCUUCGUCUCUGUUCUGAGGACGGAUUGAUGGAACGGAAAAUUCGAUGCGGUUCUAUUUAAACGACGGCGACCGAAGCCCCGGAAAAGGAAAGCACUUGAAGCCACUUUUAACCUGCACUGACCUUCAUGACGAAUCAACAUUCACGUCUUCUAGCAAUGAGAAGAUUUUUAAAAUGUGAAAACUACAGUACAAAGCACUUCUGCAUAAUAAAUAAAUAAAUAAAUAAGACGUUUAUGGAUUAUGGAAGUUAUAAAAACUGAGGUAACUGUUUCACACGCCUUUGGUUCUGAUUCCUAAUGGAACUGGUUUGCAUCUUCACAAGCAACAAGCAAUCAUGAUGAUGAUGAUGAUGAUUACGACGACGAAGACGUCAUAAACAGAAGCAUCACCUCAGCUUUACUGUACACAGACCGCUUACUGAAUUUCAUCAGCUGACGCAAAGCUAGGUUUAUUUAAACAGAAAUGAGGGAAAUGCAUCAUGGGACACCAACAAACUCAUCACUGUAACUAUUAUAUAUAGAAAUAUAAUAAAUGGGAAUCUUCCAAAUCAAUCGUGAUCAUGUAUUUUUCCCCCAUAAAUUAAAUAAAUGACACAAUCAACUAAA
Messenger RNA from Hemibagrus wyckioides, 5023 nucleotides. Its product is annotated as oxidation resistance protein 1. The record is from RefSeq and is a predicted model, not a curated record. Gene Ontology annotation, biological process: response to oxidative stress; regulation of transcription by RNA polymerase II. The coding region runs from base 1101 to 3038 and encodes 645 amino acids. The transcript has 16 exons. Gene Ontology annotation, cellular component: nucleus. Lineage: Eukaryota; Metazoa; Chordata; Actinopteri; Siluriformes; Bagridae.